GCGUCGGAGUUCGGACGUGCCUGUCCGUGUCGCUCGCGAAAAGAUUUAUUUAAUACUUUCCAUCAACUUGCACAAACCGGAACUUGCUGAAAAUUAGGCAAGUCAGUUGUAAAUUGUGCUCGUUAUGCAAAAACAAUAAGCAUUAACUGCUGUGCGCGUAAAAGCAACGCUAAAAUAAUUUAAAUUCUAUGCUUAGUCAACUUAAUAAUAAAAAAAAACAAUAAAAAAGCAGCAUACAAAUUAUUGAAAUAAAAAAAACAACAGAAAAGUGUCGGCUCAGUGUGCGUAUAUGUGUGCGUGCGUGUUUUGGUGUGCAUAGCCUGCAUAGCAGUGUGUGUGUGUGUUUGUGUCAAGUAGCAUCAGCAGUCGCCGCCGCCGCCGCAGCAGGCAGAAUAACAAAAAAUAGCAAAUCAAAAUGGCGCACCAGCAGCAACAGCAACAACAACUGGCACAAUCGGUGAAUUGUUCAUUGGAUGAUAUCGAUUUGACGGCACUAAAGGAUCCGGCUGGCAUCUUUGAGCUCAUCGAGGUCGUUGGCAAUGGUACCUACGGCCAGGUCUAUAAGGGCCGUCAUACAAAAACUGGUCAGUUGGCUGCCAUAAAGGUGAUGGACGUCACCGAGGACGAGGAGGAGGAGAUAAAGCUGGAGAUCAAUGUGCUUAAGAAAUACUCAAAUCAUCGCAACAUUGCCACCUAUUAUGGUGCAUUCAUCAAGAAAUCGCCGCCCGGCAAAGACGAUCAACUCUGGCUGGUUAUGGAAUAUUGUGGUGCUGGCUCCGUUACCGAUCUGGUCAAGUCGACCAAGGGUCAGAGCCUCAAGGAGGAAUGGAUCGCGUACAUUUGCCGUGAAAUCUUGCGCGGCCUCAGCUAUUUGCAUUCGAACAAAGUCAUCCAUCGCGACAUCAAGGGCCAGAAUGUGCUGCUCACCGACAAUGCCGAGGUUAAACUCGUCGAUUUCGGUGUCUCCGCGCAGCUGGAUCGCACGAUAGGCAGACGCAACACGUUCAUUGGUACACCCUAUUGGAUGGCGCCAGAGGUCAUUGCCUGUGAUGAGAAUCCCGAAGCCACGUACGACAAUCGCUCGGAUUUGUGGUCUCUGGGCAUUACGGCACUGGAAAUGGCUGAGUCACAGCCGCCGCUCUGCGAUUUGCAUCCGAUGCGUGCACUUUUCUUAAUACCACGCAACUCGCCGCCGCGUCUCAAAUCCAAGAAAUGGUCCAAGAAGUUUCACGGCUUCAUUGACACGGUGCUAGUGAAGGACUAUCACCAGCGGCCUUACACCGAGAAUCUGCUGAAGCAUGCAUUCAUCAAGGAUCAACCGACAGAUCGGCAGGUGCGCAUACAGCUCAAGGAUCACAUCGAUCGCUGCAAGAAACGCAAGCAGGAGAAGGAGCGCGAAGAUUAUCGCUAUUCCGGUUCCGACAACGAUGACGACGAGCCGCAGCUGGCCGGGGAGCCCAGCUCCAUUAUCCAAGCGCCCGGCGGCGAUACAUUGCGUCGCAAUUUCCAGCAAAUCCAGGAGGGACGCCUGGCCGCCGAACAGCAACAGCAGCACCAUCAGCUGCUCGCCCAGGCGCAGGCACAGGCCGCCGCAGCACAUGCCGCCGCCCAGGCGCAGCUGCAUCAGCAGCAGCAGCAGCAACAGCAGGCGGCGGCAGCGGCCGCAGCCGCAGCGCAUGCAGCCCAACAGGCGCAGGUGGCCCAACAGCAGCAGCAGCAGCAACAGGCGCAGGCCCAACAGCCGCAGGCCAAUCGCCAACAGAAACCACCAUCGCGCCAGCAGAUCGAGGAGCCGGGUCCUCCGGCACGGCCACAAUUGCCGCAGCGUCUGAUUGUGGUGCCAGAUCCACCGCACGCCAAUCGGCCAUUGCCACCGACACCCAAGUGCGGCGAGCCCGUGGCUCAAGCGCCGCCCCAACAGCAGCAGCAGCAGCAGCUGCAGCGCAGCUCGCAGACCAAUUUCAAGCCAUCGUUACCACCAAGGAGACCUGAGGAUCAUUUGGAUGUGUUAGCAGCACAAUUAAAUGAAUUGGGCGUGGUCUCCUCCCAACAGCCGCAGCCACAGACAGCAGCAGGCGGUGGACAACAGCAGCAGCAGCAGCAGCUGGCACAGCCGGAGGCGCCGCCGCGCAGCAAUCGACAAUCGGGCGCAUCCGCCGGCAACAACGGGGCCAUCUGUGUCUCGGCCUCAUCCUCGUCAGCUUCGAAGCCGGCGGCCGCUUUGCCACAGCAGGCGAACAAUCAUCUGGGACAGCCCGUCAAUCCGUUGGAUCCACUCGAUAGCAGCGACUCGGACAGCGAACCGGAUGAGCCCAACGAUCGGGCACGCAACGAUGGCACGCUUCUGGCCAGCGAUCCGCCCAAGCCGCUGCCCGGCCUGGGACCCGUUUCCGAGGACACAACAACAACAACGACGACCACACCGCUGAGCCACGGCAGCGGCGGACCACCAAAUCGACCCUUGCCACCGACACCGGACGACGACGAUCAGGCCGGAGAUCGUACGCUGAUCAUGAAGCGCAAAUUAGAACAAAACAUAAAUCGCUUACAAAAAUCGGCAUCCACCUCGCAUGCGCCAAAGCGAGCUGAAGACGCGAAGCUUCUGCGCGAUUGGGACUUAGAUAAAUUCGUUUCCAAGAAAGUGAACGGCGGCGGCGGCGGUGCUAGCAGCAACAGCAGCGGCAGCGGCAGUAGCAGCACAGCCAGCCUCAGUCGCAGCUCGUUUUUGAGCACGCUGAAGGUGGAGGCAAAGCUGCAGCGCGCCAGCGUCGCCGAGGCCAUAGCACGUCCCGUGCCCAAAGGCUUUCAGCCGCUUAAAGGCGCCAGUUCGUCGACUGGCGUCAGCAUUGCCAAAGAGCGCAGCAGCAGCAACUCAACGCAGCAGCAGCAGCAGCCGACGCAACCGUCGCAGCCGCAGCACAAGCGCCAGGAAUCCGACUCCAAGUUGCCGAGCUUUGUGCGCGGCUUUCGACGCGAGAAUUCAGACUUUUUCCCGUUAACGAAGCGACACUCGGCGGUGCUCAGCGGCGGCGGCACUUCUGCCAGCAGCGGCGGCAACAAUGCUCAGCUGCAGUCGCCGCAGCUAGUGCAAGCGCAGCGCGCCAGUGCCAUGUACCAAAGGAACAGCAUUUACAGCAGCGGCAGCAAGGAGAGCAGCGCAGCCGCAGCUGCUGGUGCUGCCGCCGCUACUACUGCUAAUAAGACCAAAGCGACGUCCACUGCCAGCAAGACAACUACAAAAACAGCAGCAGGCGGCGCAGCAGCUAGCGUCGCAGCGCCGACAAAGUCCAGUUGGGCCAAUUUAGAUUUUCUGCGUCCGCGUCGCGAAAAGACUGAGUCUGUCAUUGUGCUGCACAAUGCAGCGGCCCGUGCGCAGCAGCAGCUUCAACAGCAGCAACAACAACAGCAGCAGCAGAAUCGCAGCGUAGCCGGCACUGGGUCCGGCGGGGACAACAGCGGCCUCGGCACCCCCGGCACCCGGACCAGCAGCGUCCUGCCCGAUCUGCUCAGCCAGGCUUCGCCGGCGACGCCUCCGCGUCACGAUAAAUCAUCCAGUGAGGAGUAUCAAGCGGCCAUUAGUUCAUCCGUGCAUUCCACGCCAUCGAAAUCGUUUAUCGCUAGCAGCAGCAGCGGCAGCAGCAGCGCCGCAGGCGUCGCCGUCGGCGUUGGCGGCCACGGUCAUGGCGGCGGCAGUGUUGUCGGUGGCAUAAUUAUUAGUGCUAAUAAUUCACCACAGUCAACCAUAUCGCUUGCGUCGUCCACAUCGAAUUCGCGACAAAAUUCGCCUAAGAAUUCGAUUAGUAAAACGCGUUCUUCCAGCAGUAUUACUAAUUUAUUGCAUAAAUCUGCUUCUUCCUCUUCUGCGAACAUUCUUCACCUCUCACCCUCCUGCUCCGUCGUCUCCACCAACAAUACCGUUACAUCUAACGCCCACUUGCCACCGCAUGCGUACGCGCUGCAACAGAAACAACGCAGCUUUCUCACCUUUGGCUUCGGUGCCGGCGGCUCCGGUCCGACACGUCGCGAAUCCACGGUCAAUGUAAAUGUGACGCCCACCUCGCAUGAGGCGGCCAAUGAUACGCCCGAAAUCCGUAAGUAUAAGAAGCGUUUCAACUCGGAAAUACUGUGCGCCGCACUCUGGGGCGUCAAUUUACUGAUUGGCACCGAGAAUGGACUCAUGCUGCUCGAUCGUUCCGGCCAGGGCAAGGUCUAUCAGCUCAUCUCGCGUCGCCGUUUCCAGCAAAUGGAGGUGCUAGAGGGCCAGAACAUAUUGGUUACCAUAUCGGGCAAAAAGAAUCGCGUGCGCGUCUAUUAUUUAUCCUGGCUGAAGUCCAAGAUCUUGCGCACCGACGGACUCUCCGAUCAAGUGGAGCGUCGCAACGGCUGGAUAAAUGUGGGUGAUCUACAAGGUGCUGUACAUUUUAAGAUUGUCAAAUACGAGAGGAUUAAGUUCCUAGUGAUUGCAUUAAAAGACUCAAUUGAAAUUUAUGCAUGGGCGCCCAAACCAUAUCACAAAUUUAUGGCAUUUAAGAAUUUUGGUGAACUGGAACAUCGCCCCCUUUUGGUCGAUCUCACAAUUGAGGAUCAGUCGAGACUGAAAGUGAUUUAUGGUUCCGCUGAGGGUUUCCAUGCGGUUGAUUUAGAUUCAGCUGAAGUAUACGAUAUAUAUCUUCCUAAGCAUACUCAGGGUGCAAUCAUUCCCCAUUGUAUUGUGGCGCUUCCAAAUUCAAAUGGCAUGCAACUCCUUCUGUGCUAUGACAACGAAGGCGUCUAUGUCAACACUGCCGGUCGUGUAUCCAAGAACAUUGUGCUGCAGUGGGGUGAAAUGCCCACCUCGGUGGCCUACAUAGGCACGGGACAAAUCAUGGGCUGGGGCAAUAAAGCAAUAGAGAUACGUUCCGUGGAGAGCGGCCAUUUGGAUGGUGUGUUUAUGCACAAGAAGGCGCAACGCUUGAAAUUCCUUUGCGAGCGCAAUGACAAAGUAUUCUUCAGCAGUGCCAAAGGUGCUUCAUCGUGUCAAAUCUAUUUUAUGACGCUCAACAAGCCGGGCAUGGCCAAUUGGUAGAGCCGCACACACACACAGCGCAUACCCUUCCGCAACAUUUUUGGCAAUCCGUGAUCCGUGGUUCCAACAUUCAAUAUUCAAAAUAACAACAAACAUUUUCUAUAUAUUUUACAACAAGCUUACAAAAGAAAGCCAACAACAACAAAAAAUAUCUAAAGAAAACACACACACACUCUCACACACACACACACACACACACACACAUAAGAACAUUAAAUCGUUUAAGUAAAAAGUGCAUAAGUUCUAAUGAGAACAUCCUAUUACACACACACACAACCACACACUCACACACACACACUCGUAAAGAUGUGCUUAUGAAAGAAAGCAAAGGAAACGUUUCAAUUAGUAAAUGUGCUAUAAAAAGUUAAUCUUCAAUUGAGUGCACAAUUUUAGGCGAGCGUUAAGCAAUGUAUUUAAAAAAAACAAGAAACAAAAAGAAAGAGAAAGAGAAGAAAAACGGCAAAGGGAAAAACCAACAGGAAACAAAUUUUCCAAGCUCACUCGUCGAGGUUUUUAAUUUUUCCCCAAUUCAUGUUUUGAUUCAAACAAGAUACAACACAUGCAUAUGUAUUAUAAGGAUUACAUAACUAAAAUCUAAGCAAACCAAUUGAAUACGCAGUUAAUUUGUACAAUGCACAUUUAUAAACAAUUUCAUUUCAAAUGUGAAUUUAGAAUUGUGUGCAUAUAUUGUUUUUCUACUUAAUAUAUAUUUUUUGCCUACAACUUUGAAUAUAAGUUCAAUAAAUCGCCGGAAAAGCGAAAGCGAAAAUAAACCAAUUGCAAUUAAUUUUCUGUUGAUAAAAAAUGUCCGCGAAACAAACUAUUUGAAAUUAAUUUUGUGCAACUUUUCAAUUUAUAUAAAUUAUAAAUAAAUGUCUCUGUUUGCUCAGUUUUAUGAAAAGUAAAAAACAAACAAAAAAUUAAAAAGCGCCAUUGUAAAAACUAAGUGAUAAACAAAAGCAAGUAAAUAAUAUUAUAGAGAGCUGAACAAAAACAGAAGAAAAAACAAAACAAAAUGUUAUAAGCAAAAGUCGCAACAAUUAUGAUUGAUGAGUAUAUGUGUACAAUAAAAAACAAAAAUGAAAACAAACCGAAAGCAACACAAACAACACAAAAUUUUUGAAGUUACUUAUGCGACAAUUGAUUGAUAGAUUGAUCCGAUUGAUUGAUUGAUCAUAUUUGAAAGACAACUAAACUUAGCUUGAUAACAAGAUUGGAGGAAAUUCGAUGAACCUAGUUAAGCUGCAUUUUUUACUGAACUUUUAUACAGAACCUUACAAAGAAAAAAGAUGAUACAAAAUUCUAUAAAAAGCUAGCAUGUUAAAAUUGAUAAAAAGAAAGACGAAAGAAAAACUCAAUUAGAGCUAAUAAUAAUUGAAAGGAAAUCCGCUUGUGUGCUGUGCAUCAAUUUCUGUGUGUUCUUUUUUUAAUGUGUGUGGAGAAUUUUUUAAAGCUUAAUUAUUUAAUGGCUACGUUGCAAUAUACAAACACACACACACACACACACAUUCUCUAGCGAUCGGCACACACAACAAAAAUAUCAAUUUGCAAUAUAUACACACACACACACACACACACGUACAUAUGUCAAAUUAAGCUGGCAGUUAAUGCUAAAAGAAAAACUUAUGAAUUAUUCUUCCUUGUUUUGUGUUGUUUUCACAUGUGCGUCCCUCCCAAGCAAAGCAAAAGAAAAUGAAAUUUAAAAAGAAAUAUUUAAAAUAUUGUUUGUUUUUUGUGUUAUAAAAGAAACGAAGAAAAAAAUAAAUGUAUACCCCGUGUCCCCCAUA
Drosophila montana is the source of this 6852-nucleotide messenger RNA. It is a transcript of the gene msn, whose product is annotated as serine/threonine-protein kinase msn. Bases 416 to 5065 code for a protein of 1549 amino acids. The transcript is spliced from 19 exons. The record is from RefSeq and is a predicted model, not a curated record. Gene Ontology annotation, biological process: protein phosphorylation. Gene Ontology annotation, molecular function: protein kinase activity; ATP binding. Lineage: Eukaryota; Metazoa; Arthropoda; Insecta; Diptera; Drosophilidae.